AUGUUCGUCCCGUUCAGCGGCCAGAGCAGGUGUUGCUACCCCGUGGAACCUCCUGUGCAAGAAGAAUUACCCGUGAUCCCAGAGUACGUAAUUAUAAUGACUUGUUCUCCGGUCGCAGUGGGAACCCUGAAUGAGACAAAGUUUACUAGAUGUAGUUUUUCACGCUGAUUCCAAAUCUGAUCUUAAAAUCUGCCGAGAAGAUCUGUGAAAGAAGUUAUGGAUCCUCAGAAGUCGAAAAAUUCAGAGCUCAUUUCUUGAUCAUUCAUAGCUCUUGUUCUUCUGAUCACAUAAAACAGACGGUCAUCAGCUUUUUAGUUCAUAGGAACUUAAGUAUCUGAUCUUCAAAUACAUAACAUCUCCAGAGAAAUUAAAAAUUUUUUUGUUCCAAGAAAACUCGAAAACCUUUUUAUCAAAAUCGGCUCAAAUAAUGCCUCCAAAAUUCCAGCGUUUAGAAAAACUGUGCUUGAAGUUAUCAGCCGAAACAUUCCUUAAAAUAUAUAAUUAGAAAGUUUUAGGCCAGUAGAGACAGAGACCGUCGAAGAUUUCAUGAGUACGUUCUGCGAUGCAGAGUAUUCCACUUCUAGGGUCAAAGUGCGGUUGGCUUCGAAAAAGGUAAGUACUUACUAGUUGGACAUGAAAUCAGGUGAUAGCUCGAGGCGAAAUCCCAAGGCAACCUUUAAAUAAAAGACCGGAAAAAAAGAGCCGAGAGCAAUCGAAAACGAGAGACCAACUGUGGCUUGGAGAAAUGCCAGAGAAAUGAGCGUUCUCUAUUUCUCUGGCCUCUCUUGAGCCGCUUCGAAUCUCUCGCUGUUGCUUUUUCGAAUGUUGUGAAAGGUGAGAUGUCAGCGGAGACCUACAGAGGUUUCAAAAUCGGUCCUAGUAAUGUUAGUGAGUUCUGGAGAGCAGAUAAUGUGAGAAAGCUGAAGAAAUCAGUGUUAAACUAUUUUUGAGAGUGUUUCAAAGUUUUUCAACAUGAUACAGGGUGUUCUCAAACAAAAAUGACCUCGUAUAGUCCAUUUGAAUGAGGAGGCGUCAAAACGCAAGGGCCCUCCGAAGAAAAAGUCACUAUGCUCCUACUAUCGGGUUGGUGAGGCGCUGAUUAGGUUUUUUGGAAAGCCGAAGACUUGUUUCACUGGGGAAAAAAGUUUCUGGCUCGAAAACGAAGUUUCUUUGAAGAUAUGAUUUUUCGAAUCUCAAGAGAAAAAUCUUGAUUUUCACGAUUUUUGGUUUUUUGCUCCCAAAUCCGGUCUGACUUGAGCAAGUGAGUUCUUUUUUUGGGAAAAAGUUACUGCGUAGCUAUUUGAAAUUUUUGCAAAAUUUCAAGUCAUUUGAGCCACUUUCAGAGAAGUUAUGCUCGAAUAACCACUUUGAAAUACCUUUAUGGCCAGUGCUGUAUAUUUUUUCGAAAAAGGUCUAGUCAGUAAAUUUUAAUUUUUGAACUCAAUCAGAAACUUUGGGUAAUUAUAAAACUCAUUGAAAUUUCGUCUUUUUUAGGAGUUCCAGAGUGGUCCCUCUAGGGGUUAGGAGUAAAAUAACGCCUGAAGGGGCCGGAAACGUGGCCCCUACGGGGGGCAAAGUUAAGUUGGUCCCUACAGGGGUUUAGGACUUAGCAAGCUUUAGCGGCUCUUAUAGGGGUUGGUUAAGUGGUUCCUAGAGCGGACCCUAAGGUUGCCCAUAUAGAGACCACUCUGGACUUUCUAAACAGCCAUUUCAAAAUUUUUGAAUCGAGAAAAAAAAAAUAAUACGCGAAAUUGCAGAAAAGGAAGGAGCUCAGCAAAUACACAUUUUUCCAUCACUGGAGUUUGCUUCCGGCUGAGAUGAAAAUGAAAAUCAUGAAAGAAAUGGAUUUCGUCAGCAGGUUCGGUUACAGUGACGUUGAAGAUUUUAUUGUAACAAAAAAAACUGGAGAAUGUAUCCAUUUUCAGGCGAAACAUGUUGACCCAAUCUCGUAGCGAAUACUCGUUGGCCAGAUCAUUCAAGGAUGAUUUCUGCAUUGUUCAACUGGAGGAGAUGACAAUCACCGGUGGAGAUGUCAGUUCUUUUCUUUUUCACGGAGCCCGACAAGAAAGAGUAGGAGCUAGAGGUCAAGAGGUUAGAAGAGAGGGCAGACUUGCGACGAAAAUUUUUUUCUCUUGCGUCUCUUCCGGCCACCACUCUCGCUCCUGGAGAGACCCCAGAGAAAGAGAAAAUCUUCACUUCUCUGGCGUCUCUUCAGGCUCUUCUGAGCUCUUCUGGUCCGAAUCUUUCAGUUCCUCUACGGUAUAACUGAUUCGCGGUCGGCCAUCGAAAAAAGGGCCUUGACGCGAUAAUGUACGAGAUAGUGCCUGGCUCAUGGAGAGCACAGAGAGGCCACGCCCUAUUAGAUUUCCAAGCUAGUCCUGAACCAGCUAUAAGAAUCAAAAAUCAACGAAAUUUUAAAAAAUAGCUAAAAUGUAGGAUCUAUCUUCAGAUCUGAUCUUUGACUUCCGCUCUUAAAUCCUAUUUUUUCACAAAGGAAAUAUUUUCAGAGACGCUUCAAAGUCCAUCUCAACUACUACUUGCCUCACGCCAAGUACGAUAAAAUGUGACAAAAAACAUGGGGUGAUGAAAUAAAUUAUUAAUUUCAGAAAGAGCUUAGACCCGCGAAAAAGGCAGGACUUCACACUUGUUAUGCGAGAAAUUGGCGAGAACCUGACCGAGGUUCAAAGGUGACUUUUUUCGCGUUCAAAGUUUUUGGGUGCUACUACAAGAGCGAGUUUUCGAACUUGCGGAGAGUACUGUAUGCGAAUAUGCGCAUUGCGUGUAUGCACAUUGUGUGAUUACAGUUUCGUUGCGUGACGUCACCACGCCGUACAUCUCCCGGUUUUUUGUUUCCAAUUUUUUUUGAAAUUUUUUCGAUACCGUUUUUUAUCGCGCAAAUAUGAUCGAGAAAAAUACAAAUCUUGAGAAAAGCGGAAAAAAAAAAUUCGGAAACAAAAAACCCGCAGAUGUAAAGUCUCUAACAAAAAUGAGGGUUUACCCCGCAGUGAACCCCGAAAAAAGUGAACUUUUGGUUGAUGUUUGCGCUGCACCCCGCGUUGGAACUGAAUGGGGUGAACCCCUGGGGCAACCGGUCGGAAAUAAAAAGUUUUUUUUGAGCUACCGUAACGACCUAGGAUGAAACGGUACAAAAUUGUGAUAUCGGAAAACAAAUUACUUCGAAAUCCUGUAUGGAAAAAUUACUUUAAUAGGCAUUUGAAGCUAAACGGGGUGCACCCCUGGUUACACUGCGGGGUGCAACGAGAGUCCGACGCGGGGUGCACCACAACUUUUGUUAGAGGUGUGAACACACAAAGUGCAUGCACGCAAUGCGCAUACAGUACUCUCCGCAAAUUUAAAACUCGUUCUUGUCGUAGCGCCAUUUUUCCUUUAGACUAAAAUGUCCCAUCUGGUUAAAAUGAUACUAACUAAAAACUUAACAGGAUUUAUCGCACAAACGGAAUCGCGAGAACGAGCAAAGGAAUGUUCAAAGAGAACUGCGAAACGAUGGCCUGCCGAAUUUUCGCCGACUUCUACAACAGGGGCACGGCGACUUGCGUCAAAAUUUGCAUGGUUAAUGAUCUUUCAAAACCUCUUAGAGACAAAACUAACAUAGGAGAACAUUUUUGCGUAUGGAUCAGAAUUUUUCAUAAAUUCGGUCGAGGAAUUUUUGAUCGAUCCCACACAGUCGCUAUAUGUGUAAACUUAUAGUUCUAGAAAUAUGAUCUUCUGAAUUUUUCAUCCUUUAACACGAGACCAAGCUAGAAAGUACAUGCGGAAAAUGCAAAGUUCAGAAACGGUACCCAUUCGAGCGGUUUCCGCUGAAAGCGUCGGAAACGGCUCAAAUGGCGGAGGUUCGCAUCGACGACGAAGCCUCGACGUUGGAGAUGCUGUCAAAACUUCCUAAGAAGAUGCAAUACGUUCACCUGUCCUACUGUCGGAUCAAUGAACGGCGCAGCUCUGCGGUGCUCCAAACGCCACAGGUAAGGAUCUAUACAGUUCUCCUUAGAAGGAGGGGGGCUUGAACAUGGCUAGAACACUGUUUGAUGUACCAGAGCCAGGAUAACUUCCCAGUUUUCGAGAAAGGACACCUCAAAGUCAAAUAAAAUCAUUAGGGCUAUUUCAAGGCUAUCGGGAUUUUCCUCUGGUAAAUCAAGAGAAAUUCCAGCAAACUUGCAAACAUUUUCAAACCGUAUAGUCGAAGAAUCUUCCUUAUUUGUAAAAAAAGAAAGUGGAAGGCUCAAAAGCGAAGUAAAAUUUUACAAGUUCAUUGACCCUGAGGCGAUGAAAGAGCGCUUUUGUGAAAAUAAUUUUUCCGCCUUCCGUCUUAUAGUCGAAUAAUGACACCCUAAAGACCUCGAAAAUCCUUCUCUUUAUAGUCGUAAAAACUUUGACUUAACCUAAUUUCGCUGAAGGCAAGAGACUGGGAAAAUUUCGGGGCUUUGUCCGUUUCAGAAAACUCAGAAAAUUUUAUGGUUGCACUUCUCUAAAAAUACAAAAAUAGAGCGAAUUCGCGCUCCACGGAAAAAAUACGCGGAGAGAAAAGUUUCACUCGGACCUAGGUAACGCGAAUCGAACGUGUCGGGGCAUUUACAGUGACCAUUUCAGUAGCGUAAGCACUCUUAAGUGAUACCUAGAAAUGCUCAGGAACGUCCGGAACGCUUCCGGUUUUCGUUACGGAGGUCGAUAGUUUGGAAAAAAAAAUCGAUGACAUAGACUCCUUAAGAAAGUAUCCUAACAACCUCCGAAACCAUCGGAGAGUAUGCCCCAAUUUGAAAAUCCCGAAAUCACAAUUUUGAUCAAAAAGUUCUUUCCAGAUUCUCACGGCGGAACGACUCAACAUCUGGGUGAACUGUGAGAUGACAACUGCUGAACUGUUAGCCUUGCAAGCGGUAAAAAUCUACGUCUGUGUCGAUAAACUCGAGCAAAACUCCAUCAAACCGUUCAUUAAGGUUAGUUUUUUUUUAAAUUAUCUUUUCACAAGAUUUCCUUAUAAAAUAUCAAUUCUAGCUUUUUACAGGAAUGGCUAGAUGGGAAGCGGCCGAAGUUCGAAAGCCUCUUUGUCUGGGAGCGGGAAUUGGAAAAUGUGCAAGAGAUUCUGAGCGGAUUCACUCACGUCUCACUCAAUAGACAUCAGAGUACUAAUUUCGAAGGAGAAGCAAUGUUCGUUUUCGAUUAUUCAAUACUUUUACUCAUACAUGGGCAGACCAUGUUUUAAGUCCGCCGACCCCGAGUCUUCAAAAACUAAAGCCAAUACUACCUCCUGAAGUUAAAAAAAUCAGUUUUAUUUUUGUCAUCACUACCUCAUUGCGGUUAAUUAUUUUUAUACCUCAUUUUUAAACUUUUUUGUAAGUCAACCUAUCCUUUCGUACAGUUUUUUACUUUCCCAAGUAUGCUUGUACUUUCUAGAAUUUAACCUUGAAGAGUCUUCCAAUUUAAAUAGCUUAUUCAGAAAAAAUUCCCGGUUUAUCUGAAAGCUUAACAUGUUCUCAGUCCCUUAAAAAUCCAACGCUACGAUUUUUAUCUUCCAGAACAACCUCCCAGUGUAUUUAAAAGCGCUGAAGGUGACUCAACCUUUGAAAAAAUUUCUAGGAAAAACUCCUUCCAAUUUUAAUAGCUCAUUCACAAAAACUUCCCAGUUCCUCAAAAAUCCAUGAACUCUACGAUUUUUAUCUUUCACAAUGACCACCUAGUGUAUUUAAAGGCACAAAGUGUUACUUAACUUUAAAAAAAACUCCUAGGACCACCAUCUUCUUUGCUAAUUAGCCCUCUGAUUUCUUUCUUCAUCCACAAAUACUCUCUUCAAAGGUCUAGUAGAUACUUUAUUGGACAACAGUUUGUUCAGAUUUUAAAUAUCAAGCAGCAAACUCCGCCCCCAACAACCUUCUGUGAAAAGGGGCGGAGUUUAAGCGAUGACUUGACAUUCAAAAUCUGAACAGACUAUCAAAAUGUCUUCAAAAACUUUCAAACCCCGCAAAAAAGACCAAAUUUCAGGAAAUUCAUCGAAACGCUGGACAGAGUGCGUACAAGGAUUUUCGAAACGUCCGACAUUUGGCUCGUCUCGGGAGAAGGCGGAAAAAUCGGGGCGAUUGCCAAGGACCUCAAAAUCGCGUUCAUCGCUACUACAAAUCUCCUCGAUCCUCCGCAUAUCAGCAUUUUGAUGCCUUGA
Molecule: messenger RNA, 6166 nt
Organism: Caenorhabditis auriculariae
Lineage: Eukaryota; Metazoa; Nematoda; Chromadorea; Rhabditida; Rhabditidae
Source: the annotation of a GenBank genome assembly